Molecule: messenger RNA, 5267 nt
Organism: Acipenser ruthenus (sterlet)
Lineage: Eukaryota; Metazoa; Chordata; Actinopteri; Acipenseriformes; Acipenseridae
Product: serine/threonine-protein kinase/endoribonuclease IRE1-like
Exons: 22
Coding region: 205-3147 (980 amino acids)
Biological process (GO): protein phosphorylation; IRE1-mediated unfolded protein response; mRNA processing
Cellular component (GO): IRE1-TRAF2-ASK1 complex
Molecular function (GO): ATP binding; protein serine/threonine kinase activity; RNA endonuclease activity
Source: RefSeq, a predicted model, not a curated record
GUGACGCAACUCCAGAGGUUAAAGCAAACACAGGAGGAGCUGGAAGUGCUAAUGUAAUGGAGGAGCAGGGCAGAGACUUGUGCGGAGAAAUCGCGGCGUCUUCAGAGGCACAGCAAACCCGACUUUCGGGAAACUUUUAAGCGCAUCGUUACUUUGCUCGUACGAAUAUCUGUGAGAUCGGGUAUUCGCCUCUGCGGAAAAAAAAUGAGUUGGGUAUGCAAGGCCUUUGCGUGGCACUUUCUGGUAUUGCUGUGCAUUUACCCUCUCCAGAUGUGCUCCUGCAGUGGGAACACGGUCACUCUGCCUGAAACUCUGCUCUUCGUCUCCACCCUCGAUGGAAGUUUACACGCAGUCAGCAAGAGAACUGGCUCCAUAAACUGGACGCUAAAGGAAGAUCCCGUUCUUCAGGUUCCAAUGCAUGUUGCAGAGCCUGCGUUUCUGCCGGACCCCAACGAUGGGAGCCUGUACUACCUGGGAGGCAAAAACAACGAAGGACUCCUGAAACUGCCCUUCACAAUUCCUGAGCUGGUGCAGGCAUCGCCUUGCAGAAGUUCUGAUGGGAUUCUGUACAUGGGUAAGAAGCAGGACCUCUGGUUCGUGGUGGACCUGGUUACUGGAGAGAAGCAGCAGACCCUGACUUCUUCGUACGCAGGAACACUCUGCCCCUCCUCCUCCCUGCUCUACCUGGGGCGCACAGAAUACACCAUCACCAUGUAUGACACGAAGAACAAAGAGCUGAGGUGGAAUGCCACGUACUUCAAUUACGCCUCCACGCUGCCUGACGAAGACACGGAGUACAAAAUGUCUCACUUCGUGUCCAACGGAGACGGUCUGGUGGUCACCGUGGACCCUGAGUCGGGGGAUGUCCUGUGGAUUCAGAAGUAUAACUCCCCUGUGGUGGCGAUGUACAUCUGGCAGCGGGAGGGGCUGCGCAAGGUGGCGCACACCAACGUGGGGGUGGAGACCCUGCGCUACCUCACCUUCAUGUCCGGGGAAGUGGGGCGCAUCACCAAGUGGAAGUACCCCUUCCCCAAAGAGACCAAGGCCAAGAACAAGCUCAUGGCGACGCUUUAUGUGGGCAAGUAUUCCAGCAGCCUGUACGCCUCCCCCUCCCUGGUGCACGACGGGGUCACUGUUGUGCCUCGAGGCAGCGCCUUUCCCUUGCUAGAGGGUCCGAAAACUGCAGGCGUGACCAUCGGAGACCAAGAGGAGUGCUUCAUUACCCCCAGCACUGACGUCAAAUUCAACACAGCGGGCCUCAAGGAGACCGAUCGUAUCAACUACAUGAGGGACCACUGGCUGCUGAUAGGUCAUCACGAAACCCCCCCCGCGGCUCACACCAAGAUCCUGGAAAAGUUUCCCGAGAACAUCCCGCGUCACCCAGAGAACGUCAUUCCCACCGGGGCUGAAAAGAACAAAGAGGAGGUGAUCGACAUGGAAGGAGAGGAGCAGGAGGUUCAGGUUCCCAUCGUUGACCUCAUCGAGGAGAAGAUCCCCAAGCAGCAGAAGCUGGAAGCCCCCGUGGACUCGAUCAUGAAGGACAUGGCCACCAUCAUAUUCAGCACCUUCCUCCUGGCAGGAUGGGUGGCCUUCGUCAUCACAUACCCAAAGAACGUGCAGAAGCAGCAGCAGCUGCAGCACCAGCAGUUCCAGAAGCAGAUGGAGGAGAAGAUCGAGCUCUUGCAGAGACAGCAGCUCGUGUUCCAGCCGCCGCUCGAGCUGGGCCAGGAUCCCGACUUCCUGGACGUGGCCCCGCGCGCCCGCACCGAGAGCUCCGCAAACAGCAGCCCCCCCGCCUCCAACCACUCGCUGCACUCCAACCUGUCCCUGUCUGAGAUGGGCAGCUCUGCCACGGAGCACGACGAAGGAGAUGACGAUUCUAAUGAAGUGAGGGUUGGAAACAUUGCAUUUAAUCCAAAACAAGUGUUGGGCCACGGGGCUGAAGGCACCAUCGUAUACAAGGGCAGGUUUGAUAACCGGGGUGUCGCGGUGAAAAGGAUCCUGCCCGAGUGCUUCAGCUUCGCGGAUCGGGAGGUGCAGCUGCUCCGCGAGUCUGACGAGCACCCCAAUGUCAUCCGCUACUUCUGCACCGAGAAGGACCGGCAGUUCCAGUACAUCGCCAUCGAGCUGUGCACAGCGACGCUGCAGGAGUACGUGGAGCAAAAAGAUUUUGACCGCCGCGGUCUUGAUCCGGUUUCUCUGUUACAGCAAACGAUGUCCGGUCUGGCUUACCUGCAUUCUCUUAAUAUUGUUCACAGGGACCUGAAGCCCCACAACAUCCUGAUCUCCAUGCCGAGCGUGCACGGCCGGGUCAAAGCCAUGAUCUCGGACUUCGGGCUCUGCAAGAAGCUGGCAGUCGGCAGGCACAGUUUCAGCCGCCGGUCGGGGGUCCCUGGCACAGAGGGCUGGAUCGCUCCGGAGGUGCUGAACGAGGACUGCAAGGAGAACCCUACCUAUGCUGUUGAUAUCUUCUCCGCGGGCUGCCUGUUCUACUAUGUAGUGUCCGAAGGCAGCCACCCAUUUGGCAAGUCCCUCCAGCGGCAAGCCAAUAUUUUGUUGGGUGCUUCCAUGCUUGACCAGCUCCAGCCCAACAAUCAUGAGGGCAUUGUUGCUAAUGAACUAAUUCAGCAAAUGAUAAGCAUGGACCCCCAAAAGCGCCCGUCAGCGGAGUGUGUGUUAAAACACCCCUUCUUCUGGGGCUUAGAAAAACAACUGCAGUUCUUCCAGGAUGUGAGCGACCGGAUAGAAAAGGAGCCUCUGGAUGGACCCAUAGUGAAAGAGUUAGAGCGAGGGGGGAGAACCGUGGUGAAGUUUGACUGGAGAGAGCACAUCACUGUACCUUUACAAACAGAUCUCCGAAAAUUCCGAUCCUAUAAAGGAGGUUCAGUAAGAGAUCUCCUUCGUGCAAUGAGAAACAAGAAGCACCACUACAGGGAGCUCCCUGCGGAAGUGCAGGAGACGCUGGGGUCCAUCCCGGAUCACUUUGUGUGCUACUUCACAUCCCGCUUCCCCCACCUCCUGCUUCACACGCACCUCGCCAUGCAGAUCUGCAGCGAGGAGAGGCUGUUCCAGCCUUACUACUACACAGGGGAGUCGCAGCAGAGACACAGACACUCGCCCCUGCCGGAGACCAGCGACUCUCUGUGAGCGGCAUCGCCUCACUCCACAAAAGACAUUCCAGGGCCGAGGCUGAGCACGAUGGUGGAUUGAGUGAAGUGCCUUCGUUCCCUCGCAGCGUAUCUGAAGAAGGAUACGGGCGCGGACAGCCUGCUUUCUGCACUGCGCUUGUGUUUAAACUGACGGGGAGUGGCGGCGACAGUCCUGCUGCUAUUGCAGCAUUGACACCCUUUCAGGCCUGUUUUUAAACUUUUUUAGUUUUUCUAUUUUUUUCUUAUUAUAAAGCAGUUUGUGGAGCAUCAUGUACUAGCUGCUGCAAUGUUGGACAGCGAGAUGGCAUGAUGGGAAAAUCAAGCGUCGUUUUAUCAGCUGUACUGUGAAACGGGUCCCACAGCAAGGCCAUACUAACUCGGCUAUUUAAAGAAUAUAUAUAUAUAUAUAUAUGUAAAUAUUUAUAUUUUUUUUGGAAAGACUUUUUAAGCAUUAAGGUGCAACACUUUUUUUAACGUUUGUCCGUCAAAGAACGGUUUCUUUUUUUACUUUGCUCAUGAAGCUUAAACAUGAGGGUCCCUCCUACCCACUGAAGGGAAUUCACAUUGCUGUCACCAAAAUGGCUAUUGAUGACUUUCAGUAUUGAAAGGGUUAAUUUUUCUAUUUUUUUUUUUUUUGUGGAAAGUCCCUUGCAUGGCACUGAUCUCAUCUUUCAUGGUUUCAAAACAGCUAUUGUUUCCCUGUGUCACGUGACCAGUUACACCCUUGGUGAAUACCAGCCAGGGCUGUGUGGAUCACAGGUGCGUGUGCUUGUAUAAUCAAUCACUUCUGUAGCUACGGGUGUGUCUGUCACAUUCAAUAGGAACACAUUGUCAAUACCCUCAAAAUAAUAAACACUGAGAACUGCUUCAACAGUUUGCAACCUUUCCAAGUGGAAUUGCUUUUUUUUCUCGUGUUCUUGUCUAGAAGCUGGGCUUUUAGGUAACCCUUUCCUCAUCAGUGGCAUUCGCAGAUCACAGCGAGGGGUUGCCCUGUUUCCUGCCUCGUGCUGGUCGGAGGCAGAGGGGAAUGACUGGAGACUUUAUGACUCUAAUGAUCUCUACAGCGGCACUCCUUCAGAGCGUCUCUCCAAACCCUCACGCCUGCUCAGUUACUCAAUACUUUGUGUUGCAUUGUUGUGAUAUUCAUAAACUACCCCUCGGGAAAACACAAGCAGGAUUCAUAUAGAGUUGAAGGGUGGUGGUAUCUAAAAUUGUAGCCGAUUUUAAAAUAAACCAUUGAAAGUGUGUUGGGGUGGGGGCGACUUUUUAUUUUGUUUCUGUAUAUGCAUACACCAAAGUGCCAGAUUAUGUUUGGAAUGUGCAACUAGGGUUAACACAGGACUGUUUUCAAAACGUUGCAUUAACUAGGAAGGUAGUCCUGUGUUUAUGUGUUUUUUUUUUUUUUGCUAUUCACACAUUGUAAGAGGAGUUGUGUUUUUUUGUAAGUUUACUGUAAGCGCAGUAUUUCUUAGUGUCCUGGUCUAUUUGGACUUGGUGCUGGGUUUCAGUAUGGAGGGGAUGGGGGGGCUUAUUUUAUUGUAAGCCCAUUGUUGGAUAUCCAGUGCUGUAGAAACACAGUUCAUUUGAAUGGGGGUACUUGGCUUUUAGACGCUGUUUAUUUUUGUUCAGAUUAAUAAUCAGAAAGCAUCUUUUUUUAGGAACUGCCUAAAGCAUAUUCUCUAUAACAAAGCUUUUUUUUUUUUUUUUUCCAAAGCUAACUUUUUUAUUUAUUUAAGCUAAAUUUUCAGAAUGUGCUCAUUUCUGCAUUGCCAUCUUCUCUGUAUCAGUAAGUUAUAAUGCAUCAUCAUUUUCAAAAUGUGCUCAUUUCUGCAUUGCCAUCUUCUCUGUAUCAGUAAAUUACAAUGCAUCAUUAUUUUUAGCUUGUUUGUGGUGCUGCUGAGAUGCAAGUGGUUCUUCGAGGUAAAAUGCCAAAUAAUCAAAUUGUGUUAUAAGUUGGGGGCCUCGGUGGCUUGGGAUGAUCAGAAUUCUUACCAAUAUGUAACCAUGAAAACUUGUGAUUUUUUGUAUUGUUAUAUAUAAACUGUGUGUUUUCUAUUUGCACUAAUUGUUGUGGAAAAUCUGUCGUUGGAAAUUGAAAUAAAUUCUGUGCAAUUUGUA